This is a messenger RNA of Pseudozyma flocculosa PF-1, 1638 nucleotides long. RefSeq lists its product as uncharacterized. The record is from RefSeq and is a predicted model, not a curated record. Bases 1 to 1638 code for a protein of 545 amino acids. NCBI's taxonomy places the organism in Eukaryota, Fungi, Basidiomycota, Ustilaginomycetes, Ustilaginales, Ustilaginaceae. The transcript has 5 exons.
AUGAGCCAGAGCCUCAAGAGCUGGUUGUUUGAGCGCAUGGCGGACCAGGCGCACGACGCCCUCGAGAGCGGCACGACGCUAUACGACCUGCCCUUCACCACGGGCAACCGGGUCCAGCUGGUCCGCUUUCUCACCUUUCGGCCGCCCGACGAUCCGCUGGCCGACCGAGAUGUCUGGGCCGUCGUGUCGGACCGGACGCACGUCAUGGCGGCCAAGUUUGUCCGCGGGCAGGUGACGAGGUUCCAGCGGAACAACCCGACGCUGCCCUUUACGACGCUGCGCGGCGCGCUGCUGAUGCUGCGCGCGACCCGGGCCAUCAUCACGCGGAUCCCGUCGGCGAGCAAGGCGACGAUGUGGGACGAAAACGACUUCAACCUCGCCCUCGAGGUGCGCAGCUUCGACCUGCUCGGCUCCAUCGGCGAGCCCACCUUCUGGCCGGACGCCAAGCUCGUCCUCAGCCCACGCGGCGUGCCCGCGGAACUCGAGCACAGGUGGAAGCUGCUCACCGAGUGGGUGGACAAGUGGCGGCGCUACCGGCUCAAGAGGGAGGAGCGGAAACGAGCUUCGGCGACGCUCAAGGCGGUCCACGACUCCGAGGCCAGGCACGAGCCCAGCCUCGAUGCACUGCAGAGCACGCCGCUUCCGACGCCCGGGCAGCGGGUACGCAGCGAUCCGGCCGUCAACCUGACGCGCUCGGCCGAGCGCACGUCGCGGUCGCAAAGCGACAGCCGGCUGAUCCUCCAGCGGAGAGACGCCGACGAGACCGGGCUGACGCAGCUCGCCGGAGUGUCUCGCAGGAGCGCCAGGUCGGCCUGGGACGGCUACGACAUCGACGCGGCCGUGCCUUCUACCAUGGCCGUCUUCUCGGAGCCACCGCCAUCGGCAGGCCCGCCACCGCCGCCGUCUGGCAUCGAUCGUGCCGCCGAUGCGUGCGCCGGGAUGAGCUUCCUGUCGACGACGGAAGAGGCCGAGUCGCUUUCCAUCUGCCACGUUCCCGAGCCCCGUUGCAGGAUACCGCCACCCGCGAGCCUGGACGGCGCGUGGAACGACGAGGCCAUCCCGGAUCCUUCGGAUCUGGGCCUGUCGCCGAUCGAGCUCACACCAGAGGAGCUCAUCGCUUCUGACGCCGCCGCGCUGCCGGCUUCUAGGCUGCUUUCCACGCCGAAACCUGCCGUCGCCCCCGCUGCUACGACGACGACGCAAGUGGCGCCGGCCGCGACCUCGCCACCUACACCUUCGCUGUCGUUUGAUCUCGCAUCGACUCCGACUCUGUUGCACAGCUUCGCGGCGACCCCAAGCCGACGCCGCAGCCAGCUCGCCGCGAGCACCACGUCAAACAUACCCGCCUCGCCCCGUCCUUCCGCCUCGGCCCUCGAUAGCAAGCCUGACGGGACAAGGCCAGCUCCAACCACGACGACGACGACGACGACAGUGCGUUUCAAGGACGCUGCGUCUCCCGCGCGUGCGCGUCCCGCCGCCGCCGCCGCCGCUGCCGCUGCUGACGGCGAGGGCGGCUCGAAGGAGAGGAAGCGGAGAAGAGGCGGCUCCGACCCGCCCGACGAUCCGAUUCGAGCAAGGAAGCGCAAGAGCGAGGCGAGGGACAAGCUCAAGAUGCUGAUGGCGUCGAUCGUCGACUGA